GACCCUCCGUUGAUGAGUGGUGCGUCGUGGUGGUGUGGAAACUGGAAAGUGCGCCAGGGAUCGCCCUGUCCCCUCUCGUCGUGUAAACAAUCUUCGCGGACCUAGAAGACCGAGACCCGGGAUUUUGGCCCCGCACCGCGGAAAAGCUCCGAUCGAAAGAUGGCGUCUUCGACGGAAAAGAAAUCCGAAAACAUCCCAAACGGCAAAGUAGAGACCGGAGCACACACGAAGAACUCAACCUCUCCACUCAAAAACCAAAGCUCACCCGAUAAAGGCCGAACUUCGCCGGACAAGGGCCGAACCUCGCCAGACAAGGGCCGGACCUCGCCAGACAAAGGCCGGACCUCGCCGACGAAAGGCGGAACCUCUCCGCAAAAAGACGGCGGCGGCCCUCCUCCGAAGAACCAACCGCCUGAAAAAGGCCGUACCUCGCCGACCAAAGGCCAGCCUCUGCAGCCGAAAAACGGCGACCGGGGGAACGCGCAGAAAAGCACGAGUCCGACCAAAGAAACGGCCAAAAACGAAAAGAGGCCCGAGGGAGCCAAGAAAAGCGAACCUGGCCGACCCGGCAGGGACAAGUCUCAGGGACCAAAAGCCACCAAAACGGGACCAACCAAAGAACCCUCGGCUGCUUUCAAGGAGAAAUUUGCACUAUUCUCAAAAUUCGGGGACACGAAAUCUGAUGGAAAGUUGAUCACACUUUCUCAAAGCGACAAAUGGAUGAAACAAGCCAAAGUAGUCGAUGGAAAGAAGAUCACGACGACCGAUACUGCAAUCCAUUUCAAGAAACUAAAGUCGAUGAAAGUCUCACUGAAGGAUUACAACCAGUUCAUAGAGGACCUGGCCAAGACGAAGGGAGUCGAGGCAGACGAAAUUCGAAAUAAACUGGCCGAUUGCGGGGCACCCGCCGUCGGUGGAGCAGGGGCCGAGAAUAAAAAGGUUGAGGCAACCGUGAAUCGAUUAACCGAUGUUUCAAAAUACACCGGAUCGCACAAACAACGUUUCGAUGAAAGCGGGAAAGGAAAAGGGAUCGCAGGCCGAAAAGAUGUCCCGGACUCCUCUGGCUACGUCCACGGAUACCAAAACAAAAAUUCGUACAACAAAACGCAUUAGCCCCUCCUUGGCUCUUAAUGCUUAAAUUUGUAACAUAUAUGAUCUCUCGAAUCUAGAUAAUUUUUGUUAUUUUUACUGUUCUCAGACUUUUUUCGUACUUGUGAUUUACACUUGUAUCACUCUCACUUCUAAGUGUUGAGAAGUCAUACGCGAAAACUAAUCGAUGCUGAAACUAAUUAAGUGGGGAUUCUCUUUAUGCAACGCUGGAUUUCGUCCAUUCAGAUGCGUGUUCAAGAAAUCGAUAGCUUUGGCCUGACUGUUGAGAUACCAAUUUCCUUUGUGGUGUUUCAAAUUCUCUAUUCCUAUUGAUUUUAGUAUCAAAUUUAUAGAGAAUAGUCUUGAAGGACUUCAGAAAAAUCACGACAAAUUUUGUGCGAGAACGGUGAUUGGCAGUCAUUUUUGAGUGUGAAAAAAAAAAAUAAAAAAAUAAAUAAAUAAACGAAAAACUUGUGGAGUCCUGAACCACGUUGUUUUGUAGCUCAGCGGUCUCUUUAAUAAAAUCGAUAGACCAAGCGAUCGUCAAAGAAGACAAAAAGGAAUGGGUGUGCCGCGGAUUGCCCUUACGUGGUCUAUUAAUUGGCCGUAUCUCUGCAAAACGGAACUAUGUGCAUUAAGACAUGAGCCCUGAAACCUAUAAGAAUACAUGCGUAAUAGGGCUCACGACAUAAUGCACGUAGUUCCGUUUGACAGAAAUACGUCCAAUUACCUCCUUGGUCCAUUGCAACUGCCCGCCUCCACCGAUUGAUCGCUCCGUUUCCCCCUGUAUUCUUUGUCUAUCACUUUGUCUAUCAAUUUCAAUAAUUAGACCACUGAGCUACAAAACCGCGUGAUCUAAGACUUGUUAGUUGUUCUUUUUUAUUUUUUUGCCAGGCUUCACAGUCUAAACUGAUCACCGUUUUUUCUCAAAAUGCGUAAUUUGUUUAAUUCUUUUAAGAAGAUACUCUCAAAAUUCCGAACGAAAGUGCAAAUUAAUAUUCUAUCGAAAUAGAAUUGGAAAUUUUGAAAAAUCCCAAUAGAGCUUGGUACUUCCGUAUUCUCGCCGUGUCGUUACCUACGUUUUUCUAUUCCGUUUUCGUUCUCUUUUAAAAUCCGACCAAAACAAUAUCAAUUUUUGCAAGCUGGCAACGAUGGGUUGCAUCCAAUUUUUUCAGUAAAACAAUCGAUGUUGAUUGGGAGAUUAGAUAGAGAGAUAGAAUCGAUUAUAUAUACUGAAUCAAACGGAGGAAAAACAUUGUUAUCAAUUGGUAAACACCGCCACAGGACCAAAUUAUGAAAUAAUGAAAGCCGUGAUAAGAGAAUCUUUCAUACAUCCCUUUAGAUGCACCUCGUAAUUGAAAGUUUUGAUAUUUAAUUUGGACCCAGAAAGUACACAGAGUAUCUUGAAAAUAUUCGUAUUGCUUCCCUGACACGUACUAAUGUUGGUUUUUGUUAUUCAUUGUCUAUUAUCUGUUGUUCUACCAUCAGUAACCCUGUCUUUCAGUUGAUUCUAUUUUUGUAAACCAUUUCACAACACUAUUUAAUUGAAGUAGAAUUUAUUUUUAUCAUUGUUAUAUCCAAGAUUAUUUCGCAACAAGAUUUACACGUGUGGCCUUCAGCCGAUAGACUCGUAUCAACAAAGGACAUAUCAUUUGAUAGAACUUGACUCAACACAUUUUCCCAUUAAAUUAUAUAUUAAAACUAAAGAAAGGUUUGGUAAUAUAUGCUGUCGCUCGAUUGAAAGAGGACUCUGCAUAGUUCGGUUUGCACAACCGAAUGUGCAUGCGCUUCGCUGGACAGAAUUUCGGUUAAGGAAUCGAUUUUUCUUAAUGUAUGCUUUCACUUUCAAUGAAUGAACUAUUUGGUGAUAUGGUUUCGAAUAUGAAGUACACAAUGUGUCCAACACAAAUAUACAACGAGCGGGUUAAACGCCAAUAUUGAGGAAUCGUUUAAUCUGCGCGGCGAUAUGAAGCCGAGGAGCCCUAUUACCGAGAUGACGUUAAAAGCUCCUUCAAUUCGAAGCGCAGCAACAAUCAUUGCAAUAGAGACACUGUCUUGCAGGAUCUCCAUACAUCAUACAUGUGCAUUUGUCUUGAAGGCCUCGUGUUCAUUAAAGACUUCGGAAUUAUUUUCUCCGUCAAGAAAAUUUAUAAAAUUUUAAAAUAGAAAUUUUGCAUAAAUGUCCGUGUUUGGUCUUAUACCAAUUAUUUUCCCCCAAAAAGUUGAAUUGUAAAUUCCGAGAAAAAUUACAAUGCUUUUAGUUCCAUUUUGCAAAAUGCUGUCCGAUCAUAAAACGAAUAAUCUACGAUUGUAAGUAUUAGCGUAUUUAGUAGGUCAUUAUCAUAUCUCUUACUAUAACAGCCUUAAAGUGAUUCCAGGACUUUGAGGAUCAUACGUGUAAAUCUUGUUUUUCAUGAUAGUAUAUUUUGAACAAAACGUACCUACCGCUGCAUGUCCUUGGUGUAUAAUUUUAAGUUUUUCCCCUAAAAUAGAUUCUGAUGCAUUUAAAAUCUAUUCUUAAAUUUUUUCUUUCCUUAUUUUGGCUUAGUAUACGCCUCGGCUUCAGUUGGCUCAUAGAGUGAAAUUCAGUUAAGGUGUAUCGUAAUGUAUAGGCAAAUUCGCGCAUACGUGUAGUUGACGGGGUAAAGUUUGUUUAAUGAUUUUUGUAAAUAUACAGAAAUCAAUCAUCGUUCUGAUUAUCUUCGUGAAUGUAAAUUUUACAAAUAUAAUCUGGUAAAUGUUUCAUGUGUGAACUAUUUUUUUAUUUACUACUGAACAGCUGCUGUGUUUCAUACAGGCUAAAAAAUUACCCUAAAAACUAUUGUUAGAAAACCUCCACACUUAAGUCCAUUAAGAAUUAAUUUGGCACUCAUAACAUGAGAGGAGUACUUUUAGGGCAAUGCAAAUCAGGAAUUUCCUCCCUAAAUCUCUAGAAUGGUCACAAUUUUUUAAUAGGUUUAUGCCCUUAAUUUCUUCAGUUUCACUGUCGAAAA
Messenger RNA from Bemisia tabaci, 4082 nucleotides. Its product is annotated as tubulin polymerization-promoting protein homolog. Lineage: Eukaryota; Metazoa; Arthropoda; Insecta; Hemiptera; Aleyrodidae. Gene Ontology annotation, biological process: positive regulation of protein polymerization; microtubule bundle formation; microtubule polymerization. The record is from RefSeq and is a predicted model, not a curated record. Gene Ontology annotation, cellular component: microtubule. Gene Ontology annotation, molecular function: tubulin binding.